AUGGCGAAGAAGAACUACUACGCGGUCGCCUCGGGCAAAAGGACCGGCAUUUUCGACUCGUGGGACGAGGCCAGGCCCUUAGUGGAGAGAGUCCGCGGCGCGCUACACAAAGGCUUCGCGACGCGCGACGAGGCGGAGAAAUGGCUCGCGGAGCAAUCUGGCGGCAGAGGCGCGGAACCGGCGCCGGGCGACGCGGCGCCCGGGGCGCCGCCGCCGCGCCCGCGGCUCGGGAAGACGAAGGUCGGCCGUCCGGCCGGGAACCGCGACGUCGCCGCCGACCUCGCGGCCGCGAUGCCCGAGGCCCUGGCGCGCCAGCGGCGGGACGUAGCGAGGAGCGCGCCCUCUCCGGCGGCCGGCGAGCGGCGCGACUUCGGCCUCAACCUGCCGGCCACCGCGUCGCGCGACGCCUACCGGAACGCCGUGGGCGCAUUCCCGGGCAUGGCGGCCCACCGGCGCCCGGCCGCGCCCCCCGUCGCCGGGGCGCCGCCGCUGCGCCGGCGCGACGGGCCGUCCGUGGGGGAUUUGCUAGAGGGACCGCCCAAGAAGAAGGCCCGGGCCGACACCGCGCCGGCGCCCUAUCGGCCGAGGCUGACGUCAGCUGGUAUAAUACCGGCCGAGAAUGGUGAGACGUACUUAUACGGCGUGCCCCUGGGGCCGCCCCGAGGGAUCACGGGGAACUCCGAAAAAUUUGACCGUUUGCCGGCGCGCGACCAAGAGGUGUGCAGGGCGAGAGACGACUUUGAUGCUAAUGACGGAGAAUACUUUCCUAACCUAACGGGCACACUUACGGACUGGGAGAAUGAGAUUUACUUGUAUCUCCUCAAGCAGUACGGCCAGCCCCUGACAGGAAACUUCUACGCGGUUCGUGAGUUCAAACGGGAAUUCGGAUAUCGCAAGUGGGAGUCGGUGAGAACUCACGUUAACCGGUUCAACGGGGGCCAGACGACGCACAAGACGGGACCCCGGGGCGGCAAGAUCAAGAGCACGGUGUACAAGGAUUGGGUCGCGGCGCACGGGGGCGAGUGGGUCGGGUUCCAGUGGCGGCCCUUAUGA
Pelagomonas calceolata is the source of this 1053-nucleotide messenger RNA. The record is from the annotation of a GenBank genome assembly. NCBI's taxonomy places the organism in Eukaryota, Pelagophyceae, Pelagomonadales, Pelagomonadaceae.